Molecule: messenger RNA, 2073 nt
Organism: Saccostrea cuccullata (small rock oyster)
Lineage: Eukaryota; Metazoa; Mollusca; Bivalvia; Ostreida; Ostreidae
Product: GON-4-like protein
Exons: 6
Biological process (GO): regulation of DNA-templated transcription
Cellular component (GO): nucleus
Molecular function (GO): transcription coregulator activity
Source: RefSeq, a predicted model, not a curated record
AUGUAUAGGGCCAGGACCAUCCUACGUAAAUUAGAGGUAUACGCUGAGAGACAUCCAUCUCAAUAUCAGAAAACCAUGAAACUGCUGACAAAGUGGGCCCCAGGUGGCUCCAAGGAGGAGGAGAAAGCGCUGAAGGAAUCCCUGGAACAAGUUCUGAAGAACCAACCACAUCUCCUGGAUGAGUUGUCCCUCUUUUUUGAGGAUGAAAAGCCCCCUGACAGCUAUAUGACCGAUUUUGAGGAGAUAACUCUGGCAGACAGUGAUGAAGACGAAGGGUUCCUGUUUGAUGAUUUUGAGGAAGUGGUCAUUCCAGAAGAUGAAAAUCCUGAUGGAACUAAGAAGUGCAUGUGUAAUUGUCAUCAAAAUCCCAAUGCUAAAAACUUCCACAUGAGGAAUAUUCACUGUACAAACUGUUGUUUGAAGGUAAUUGAUGGAGAGCUAUACUACAGGAUCAAUAGACAAGUCAUAAAGAAAGUGAGGGUGAAGUAUUACCCCGAAGUUAAACCUCUGAGCAGCCUAGAGGAAGAAGAGGAGGAGGUGGAGAAGACGAGAGUGAAGACAGAACCGAUGACACCAUCCCAGUGGGAGGAAGAUGAGGAGGGAGCAGAGAAAGAGAACGUACAGAUCAGACGACCAAGGAACAUGGGAAUAAAGCUUAAGAUAUCUAGCAGAAAGAAGGGGAAACAGGGGCGCUUCUUUUCUAUCAAAGAAAUGGCUGAUUCUCCUGUCAAGAAAACAGUUACAAGUGUUUCAACAGAAACUGGGGACCAGAUUUCUGACCUGGAUAACCUUCCCUCCACGUCCAGUCAGCCACAGGAAAUGACUGAAGAUGGUGAGAAGAGUGGAGACAGGGAAUCGGUCUCAGUGCUAAGAACUGAAGGAUUGGAAAGUACAGACCACUCAGAGGAAUCUCAGCUUGGUUGUGGUCUACCUGAUCUGAUCCCCCCUCAGGACCAACGAAGGCAAGAGGAAACAAAUCCUGGGGGAGCAGUGGAGAAGGUUGAGGAAACGUCUCCACUGUCCAAAGUACCCAGGUCAGUGGAAGUGACCGUCACAGCAGACAGCAAUGAGGACUUCGCAGGGGCCAUAAUAUCCAUCCCAAACACUGAAACCACACCAAAGAAGAAUUCUGAAGGAGAAUUCACCAUCAGUUCAUGGGUGGAAAGUGCUAACUUGUCACCUAGAAAACCCCUCCCAGCUCUUAUGGAGGAGGUUGCCAUGGAUGGACAUAGUUCUCAAAACAGAGACAGUUCUUGUUCUGACUUGCUUGCCAAGGCUUUACACGAGGCCAUGAUAAGUCAGUCAGAUGUGUCUAUGACGUUAGAUUCCUCACAAUUAGGCAACAAACCACAGAGUACAUCUAGUCCAAUAAAAACCUCGGUGUCUUCAACUAAUUUUGGAUUUUCAAUAGUAUCUGAAAAAGAGACAAAAGAGACUAAGAAUAUGGCCAAAAAUGUAGAGAAGUCAGAUUCAGAAAAAAGCUUUUUAUCAAGUGCUAAACAAUUAGACUUUAGUCCUACAGAUAGACAGAAGAAGAAAUUAAGUGAGAAAAGAAGAAUAGUACCCAAACCAGUCACUGCAAAAACAAGUUGUGUCUCGCCUGCAUUUUCCUUGUCCAGCAUAGACAAUGUUGAAUUCCUUAAAAGUCCCUCAGCCUCUAGCCCUGUUAUUGCCUACACAAACUCCCCAGUGUUCCACAAUGACAAUUCUAAUCUGUCUAUAAAAGUAAGCCCAAAUCCAAAGUCGUGUUCCACAGAGGAGUCUGUAUCGGGAUCUUCAGCUGGCCAAGGUCUGAAACUAAAACUGAGUAAAAACCAGAAUGUGGCCUCUCCAUCUGGGAACAUUAUUUCCAGUGUUGUUGGAUUUGGUCAAGAAGAACCUAAAGCAAGUCCUAGUUCCACUGAGGCGUCAGAUGCACCAGUGGAGAAAAGAGAGACAACUCCUGCAACACCACAGAUUGAAUGGACAAGGGAUAUGGAUAGAGUAAUGUUAGAGAGUGUUAAAGCACACGGCCCUUUUUCCAAAACAUUUGAAGACAUUGCAAAACAAAUUCCUGGAUCUACAGCAGCUUCA